UUUUGAACUCGCGCUAUUAUUUUUGCAAUGGUGCUUGCGAUUCCGCACUGCAAUUAAGCACUGACCAAAAACUGGCCAUGCUUUUAUGUUUACUGUAAUAAAAUUUUAAAUUUUUGCCUCAUAGAAUGGUAAAAGAGCAGUAUAGAGAAGCAGCUGUUGGAAAAACAAUAGGCAGCAUCAGUUUUGGUUUGUUUUCUGCUGAUCAAAUUCAACAAUUGUCAACUGUGCAAUGCGUUACCAAAACUCUUUAUUCUCAAGAUGCGGCAAGAACACCUGUUCCUUAUGGUGUCCUCGACAAAAAACUUGGCAUCAGUGGAAAAGACAAAGUUUGUGAUACCUGUGGUAAAACUCUUGUUGAUUGUGUGGGUCACUAUGGUUAUAUUGAUUUAGAACUUCCUGUCUUCCACAUUGGUUAUUUUCGUUCUACAAUUGUUAUUCUCCAACAAAUUUGUAAAAAUUGCAGUCGCAUUUUACUAAAUGAAGAAGAUAGAACUACAUAUAUUAAAGCUUUGAGGCGGCCAGGGUUAACAAGUCUUCAAAGAAAAACACUUCAUAAAAAGAUUAUUAUGAAAUGCAAAAAAGUAACAACUUGUUUUUAUUGCAAUGACAGAAACGGUAAUGUUAAAAAACUUGGAAUGAUGAAGAUUCUUCAUGAAAAAUACAAAACUACUCGAAAAGUUGAUGAUGGUAUUAUUACUGAUUUCAAAAAUUCUUUUAAUGAAGCAAUUGUUUACAACAAAGAGCUUGACGGAAUUACUUCAAAAAUGAAUCUUGUGUUAAAUCCACUUAAAGUCUUCCAUAUCUUUCAAAAUAUUACUGAUGAGGAUUGCUAUUUACUUGGAAUGGUUCCUGCUAGUGGUCGUCCUGAAGAUCUGAUUAUAACUAGAGUUCCUGUGCCUCCUGCAUGUAUACGUCCAUCUGUUAUUUCUGAACUUCAAGCAGGCAGCAAUGAAGAUGAUUUAACAAUGAAACUCACAGAAAUGAUUUUUUUAAAUGAUGUCAUUCGUAAGCACAGAUCAACAGGUGCCAAAGUGCAAAUAAUUAUGGAAGACUGGGACUUCUUGCAACUGCAAUGUGCUUUAUAUAUAAAUGGGGAAAUGUCUGGAAUCCCAAUGAAUAUGCAACCAAAAAAAGCUACUCGGGGUUUUGUUCAAAGGUUAAACGGUAAGCAGGGUCGCUUUCGUGGAAACUUGUCAGGGAAGCGUGUUGAUUUUUCAGGAAGAACUGUAAUAUCACCUGAUCCAAACUUGAGAAUUGAUCAAGUUGCUGUGCCUAUUCAUGUGGCAAAAGUUUUAACUUUUCCUGAACCAGUAAAUAAAUUUAACAUAAAACUAAUGAAAGAACUUGUAAAAAAUGGAGCUGAUAUCCAUCCUGGAGCAAACUUUGUUAUAAGCAAAAAUACAGGCAUUAAAAGAUAUUUAAAAUAUGGUAAUCGUGCAUUAGUUGCAAACGAGUUACGCUACGGGGAUAUUGUGGAACGCCAUUUAAUGGAUAAUGAUGUUGUACUUUUCAACCGUCAACCAUCUUUACACAGACUAAGCAUUAUGGCUCAUUAUGCAACUGUCCGUCCUCAUCGUACAUUUAGAUUCAAUGAAUGUGUAUGCACACCGUACAAUGCUGAUUUUGAUGGAGAUGAAAUGAAUCUGCAUCUUCCACAAACAGAGGAGGCUAAAGCAGAGGCUCUUACGCUAAUGGGGACAAAGUCUAAUUUAAUAACUCCAAGAAAUGGUGAACCACUUAUAGCUGCAACUCAAGAUUUUAUAACUGGCGGUUACCUUAUAACUCAAAAAGACAUUUUUUUAAACAGAUUUCAGUUUUGUCAGCUAACUUCCAUGAUACUUGCUGGGAAAGAUGUCAACAUAAAAAUUGAUAUUCCACCUCCUGUUAUUUUAAAACCUGUAGAAUUAUGGACUGGAAAACAAGUUAUAAGUGUCAUGCUUCGGCCAAACAAUUUGUCUUCUACUCUUGUUAAUUUAAGAACUAAAGGGAAGAAUUAUUCAAAAGAUGAAGAAUUAUGUGUUAAUGAUUCUUAUGUUGUUUUACACAAUAGUGAUUUGUUAGCUGGUACAUUAGAUAAAAAUAUUAUUGGAUCAGGCUCAAAAGAUACAAUUUUUUAUGUUUUAUUACGAGAUUUUGGUGAACAGGCUGCUGCUGAUGCUAUGUGGAGGCUUGCAAGAAUUACACCAUGGUUUCUAAUGAACUUUGGUUUUUCCAUUGGUAUUGGUGAUGUAACACCAGGUCAAAGCUUGAUUACCGCCAAAGAAACUUUGUUGAAAGCUGGUUAUAACAAAUGUGACAAGUUUAUUGAGGAAUACAAUAAUGGUAUGCUACAGACUCAACCUGGCUGCUCACCUGAAGAGACACUUGAGGCAAUCAUUUUACGUGAGUUAUCAGUAAUAAGAGAACAUUGUGGUAAAGCUUGUCUUCAAGAACUUCAUCGAAGUAACAGUCCUCUUAUUAUGGCUUUAUCUGGUUCUAAAGGUUCUUUUAUAAAUAUCUCUCAAAUGAUUGCUUGUGUUGGCCAACAAGCUAUCUCCGGACAUCGAACACCUGAUGGAUUUGAAGGAAGGUCAUUGCCUCAUUUUAAAAAGCAUUCAAAGAUUCCUGCUGCAAAAGGUUUUGUUGGGAAUAGUUUCUUCUCUGGUAUGACUCCAACAGAAUUUUUUUUCCAUACUAUGGCUGGUCGAGAAGGCUUAGUGGAUACAGCUGUUAAAACUGCUGAAACAGGUUAUAUGCAACGUAGGCUUGUUAAGUCAUUGGAGGACUUAUCAUUACAGUAUGACUAUACUGUACGUUCUUCUAUGAAUGAUGUAGUUCAAUUUACUUAUGGCGAAGAUGGUUUAGAUCCAGUAUGUAUGGAAGGCAAAGAUAAACCUUUAGAUAUUGAGAGAUUGUUCCAUCAUUUAAGGUGUACGUAUCCUUGUAAUCAUGAAAAGUCAUUAAACACAGAAGAAAUAUUAAAACUUUCUGAAAAUGUUUAUAAUGAAUCGAUCAGUGUACAAAAAUGUGGUUCAUUGUUGAUUCAAGAUUUAAGGGACUUCUUUAAAAAAUUAGUAAAAAAUUUGAAGCUUUCAGAAAGUCUGUUGCUGUCAAAUAGAAAAGGUACAGCUCAUAUAGCAGAAACUCAUGUAAUAAAAACUAUAAAUGAAUGUGCCAAGCGAUAUUUACAUGCUAGGUGUGAACCAGGUACUGCUGUUGGUGCAUUAUGUGCUCAGAGUAUUGGUGAGCCAGGAACACAAAUGACUUUAAAAACUUUCCAUUUUGCUGGAGUAGCUACUAUGAACAUUACACUUGGUGUUCCUCGUAUUAAGGAAAUUAUUAAUGCUUCAAAGAAGAUAAGUACCCCUAUAAUAACAGCGCCUCUAGAGGUUGAUGAUGAUAUAGAAUAUGCACGCAGUGUGAAAGGACGAGUUGAAAAAACGACUUUAGGAGAGGUUUGUGAGUACAUUGAAGAAGUUUUUACUCCAGAUGCAUGCUAUCUUUUAAUUAAGAUUGAUUCUCAAAGAAUUAAUCUUUUAAAGCUAGAAAUUGAUGCUAAUGCAAUAAAGUAUGCACUCUGUAUUUCACCAAAACUAAAGUUAAAACCACAAUUUGUUUCCAUUCAUGGCAAAAAUGUUUUAACUGUUCAUCCAAUAGAAACUGCCAAAAGUUCUAUGUACUACAUCAUGCAGAAUCUUAAAUGUCAACUUCAACAUGUUCUUGUUAAAGGUUAUCCAACUGUCACUCGUGCAAUUAUUCAUCUUGAUGAUGAGAAAAAAGGUUCAAAAAAUAGCUAUAAACUUUUAGUUGAGGGUGAUGAUUUGAGGUCAGUAAUGGGAACAAGAGGUAUUAAAGCUUCCGAAUGCACAUCAAAUAAUACAAUUGAAGUUGAAAAAACAUUGGGUAUUGAAGCUGCAAGAGUUACUAUAAUGAAUGAGAUUACAUACACAAUGAAAAGCCAUGGAAUGAGUAUUGACAGCCGACAUGUAAUGUUACUUGCAGAUCUUAUGACUUUCAGGGGUGAAGUUCUUGGUAUAACAAGGUUUGGGCUUGCAAAAAUGAAAGAAAGUGUUCUUAUGUUAGCAUCGUUUGAAAGAACUGCAGAUCAUUUAUUUGAUGCCUCCUAUUACGGAAAGAAAGAUGCAAUAAAUGGUGUAAGCGAAUGUAUUAUUAUGGGUAUACCAAUGAACCUCGGCACUGGCAUGUUUAAAUUAAUUCAAAAGCAUCAACAGGAUGUUCUUGCUACUCCGAGACCGCUUAUAUUCGACAGAACUUAAAUUCGCUAAAAUAAUUUGUAAUAUUUUGAGUAGCUAGAUGUUUUUGGUAAUAUUUUUUAUUACAAAUUAA
Molecule: messenger RNA, 4326 nt
Organism: Hydra vulgaris (swiftwater hydra)
Lineage: Eukaryota; Metazoa; Cnidaria; Hydrozoa; Anthoathecata; Hydridae
Product: DNA-directed RNA polymerase III subunit RPC1
Biological process (GO): DNA-templated transcription
Cellular component (GO): RNA polymerase III complex
Molecular function (GO): DNA binding
Source: RefSeq, a predicted model, not a curated record